Molecule: messenger RNA, 1735 nt
Organism: Pseudoliparis swirei
Lineage: Eukaryota; Metazoa; Chordata; Actinopteri; Perciformes; Liparidae
Exons: 7
Coding region: 260-1735 (491 amino acids)
Source: RefSeq, a predicted model, not a curated record
AGUGCCUCCUAUAAAAGCCACCUGCUGCUGUCCUCCGCUCACUCUUCAGUUGACACUCGGCAUACAAGGUAAGGAAAUACUGCUCUAGAAUCAAUGUUUUUUGCGGGAUAAAUGCUACUUCCACACCAGCUAAACAAUGUCCCCGUCUGCCAUGUGCAUUUCUGUGGUGGUGUUUGUGGAAAAAAGGUUAAAUUACCGACGUAAAAUAACUAAAAUGUUUGUUAAAAAUUAAUCUUUUUGUUCCUCUUUUCUUUCAGAAAUGACUCCUCCACAUGGGAGCUCCAUCUGCCCUAUAUGCCUCCAUGUCUAUCAGGCACUAGCACAACACCUAAAGCGGGCACAUGGUGUCUUUAAUCUGCAUGAGAGGAGGCUGUUACUCAGCAUGGCCUCCGGACGGGUCAAUAUCCGGCAGUGCCCUUGUCCAGUCUCGGGCUGCUCCUACCACAGCACGAGACUGGACCAGCACCUUCUGGAUGGGCACCCGGAGCUGACCCGGACCCGCUUAUUGAACGAGGAGCACGCCGUCAGAAAGGCGGCGGUAGUUCAGCUGCUGGGCUGCCUGAGGGCCACAAACCCUCGGGUAGCCAUGGUCUCGGCGUUAGACCUGGUUGUGUGCUCAGCUGAGGACCGGCAGGUUGUCGGCGAGGUCGACCCGGGGGUGGUGGUCGCCUGCCAAAUGCCAGCAUGUGUGAGUGUGAGGGCGGAGCACCAGGAGAACACUGCCACCAUGGAGCGGCUGGAGAGGGAGUCUACCCUGCAUCUAAAAACAAUCAAGGUGCAGGCCCGGAAGCUCCGCCGCUACCAGCUGGUAGUCAGAGGGAUGAAUGAAGCUGCAGCGGGCAGCCGGGAGAAGGAGGUCGAACAGCGGCCGGAGGAGGUCGAACAGCGGCCGGAGGAGGUCGUGGCCGGGCCAAGCAGGCAGCUGCAGCACCUGGCCCUCCCUCCCAGUAUUGAAACGUUUUUGGCCGGAUAUGAAGCCUAUCAACUGGGCAUUCAGCCCACUCCAAAGCAUGUGGAGAAUUCCACCUCCAAGGUCAAUCGGGUGAGGUCCUUCUUGUUCCACCUAUCGGCGGGGAAGAACCACCUCGCCUCGUGGCUCUUUCUCGACGACAUGCCUGCAGUAACAAAGUAUGCAACGCAUCUGUUGAGGGAGGGCAAGGAGGUCACGACCGUCAGCUUUUACCUCCGGAACAUCAUCCAGUUCCUGGGGUACCUGAAGGACACCCCGCCCAGGGCCUGCAGGUUACGGAAGCCCCAAAUCCACGGGGUAAUCAGGGCGGUCCACAUGGCCGUGAAGAAUUUGGCCAGGCCCAUAGUGACACACCAGCUGAAAGUGAAGGCCAAAAAGAUGGCCAGCAUUGUCUCCAGGGAGAACCUGAAGAGGUGCCAGGAGCAGGCCAGGGUGGCGAUCCCGGAGCUGCUGACCAGGAUGGAGGACGACAGCUCUUCCAACCUCAGAGACGACUUCUCCGGGUACUUCUCGGCCUUUGUCAUCACCAUCUAUGGACACAGGCCGGGAGUACUCACCAACAUGACCAUCUCUGAGGUUGAGGCGGCCAAGGCGGACCCUCUCCUCCCGACUGACUCCGGCUACGUCAUCACUAUCGACGAGCACAAAACCAACCGCACCUUUGGUGGAGCCCAGAUUUUCCUGACCUUCGAGGAGUUCUCCUGGCUGGAGAGGUGGUCUGGGCCCACAUGGGCCUGCCUGGACGGCCUACGUUCACGGACCUGA